GCAACCAAGCAAAGGGUCUUCGAGAAAGAAGAAGAAGAUCCGGGAUCCGACCAGUAGCAGCUCAUAGUCAUAGCAAUGGCUCCCAGCUUCGGCCGCUCCAUCUCCUUCCCGCUCAGCCCGGCGCGCUCCUCCCGGCGCCACGUCCGCUCCGUCAGCCUCCCGUCCUCCCGCGCCCACCCGCUGCUCGCCCACCUCCAGAACACCACCCGCGCCGUCCGCGCCUGGGCCGCCGACCCCUCCGCCCCCGCCACGGGCCUCGCCCACCUCGACGCGCUCCACGCCGCGCUCGCCGAGCUCCUCCUCCUCCCCGAGGCGCGCGCCGCGCUUCAGAGCGGCUCCGCCACCGCGGACUGCCUCCUCGACGGGUUCCUCGUCCUCGCCGACGCGCACGGCGCCUUCCAGGAGGCGGUCCUCGAGCUCAGGCGCCACGCCGCCGAGGCCCAGGCCGCGCUCCGCAGGCGCGACCAGCCCCGGCUCGCCUCCGCGGUCCGGGCGCAGCGCCAGGCCGAGAAGGACCUCGCCCGCCUCGCCUCGUCCGUGCGCGGCGCCGCCAAGUUCCCGCAGCUGGCCGGAACCGCCGCCAGCGUCGCCGAGGUCGAGGUCUCCGGGGUGCUCACCGAGGCCGUGGCCGCCGUCGCGUCGGCCUCGGCUGCCGUCUUCUCGGCCGUCGAGUCCGUCUCGUCGGCCGCGACCGCCGCCGUCGCGUCUUCGUCCAGGAAGCCAGCGACUCUCAUCUCUCUGGUCACGAGGACCAAGGCGGCGGCUGCCUCCUCCGACGAGGACAAGGAGAUGGCGGCGCUCGACAAGCUGGAAGACCUCGACGAGUGCAUCGCCAAGAUGGAAGCCGGGAGCGACAAGGUGUUCAGGAGCAUCCUGCAAACCAGGGUUGCACUCCUAAACAUCCACACCCAAACAUGCUGAUGAUUUUGGACAAGAAAAGCAGUCCAGACUAUAUAUAUUGAUUGACCCAACAAUGCAAGUGUACAUACAAAUUCAUCAACGAAUCAAAGCAAAGAAGCUCUUGUUCGAUUGA
Panicum hallii is the source of this 1033-nucleotide messenger RNA. RefSeq lists its product as uncharacterized. The coding region runs from base 76 to 921 and encodes 281 amino acids. The transcript has a single exon. The record is from RefSeq and is a predicted model, not a curated record. Lineage: Eukaryota; Viridiplantae; Streptophyta; Magnoliopsida; Poales; Poaceae. Gene Ontology annotation, biological process: root development; shoot system development.